Capsicum annuum is the source of this 1997-nucleotide messenger RNA. Its product is annotated as cyclic dof factor 3. NCBI's taxonomy places the organism in Eukaryota, Viridiplantae, Streptophyta, Magnoliopsida, Solanales, Solanaceae. Gene Ontology annotation, molecular function: DNA-binding transcription factor activity; DNA binding. The transcript has 2 exons. The coding region runs from base 194 to 1606 and encodes 470 amino acids. Gene Ontology annotation, biological process: regulation of DNA-templated transcription. The record is from RefSeq and is a predicted model, not a curated record.
UACACACACAUGUCACGUGUGUUUGUGGGUGUGUUGGGGGUCGUAUGUGUUCUGUGUCAGAUCUGUAAGGGAGUAACAUGAAGCCCAAUCCGCAAAUUCGCCGGAUUUUGGUGGUUGGAUUUUUUUCUCUUCCCUUGUCUCUCUUUUUCUUAGGAACUUGAAAAAGGACGCGCCCAUACAGUUUCAGUAUAAUAUGUCAGAACUCAAAGACCCUGCUAUUAAACUCUUUGGCAGAACCAUUCAGUUGCCGGAUGUUCCAGAUUCUUCUGAAACUAUGCUAGAAGAUUCUUUGCCCGAGGAAGCCAAUGGAGAAGAAGAAGAUGUAGAAGAUCAAAAGGAUAACAUUGGAGGAAACCUGGAUGAUGAAGAGGAUGAGAUGGAAAUUUUGACUGGAAAGGAAUUGCAGGAUCAGAAUUCACAUCCAACUAAAACUGAUAGUAUAAAGGUGCAACCUGUUGGUAGCGACUGUUCAACAAGACCUUCAAAAAGUGAAGAAGAGCAAGGAGAAGCAAGUAAUUCGCAAGAUAAAAUCCUCAAAAAGCCAGACAAGAUACUUCCAUGUCCCCGGUGUAACAGCAUGGAAACCAAAUUUUGUUAUUUCAACAAUUACAAUGUGAACCAGCCUAGACACUUCUGCAAGAAUUGCCAGAGAUAUUGGACAGCUGGUGGGACCAUGAGGAAUGUGCCUGUAGGUGCUGGUCGUCGGAAAAACAAGAACUCAAUUCCACAUUACCGUCAAAUAUCUGUCUCUGAAACACUUCCGAGUGCUCAAGCAGAUUAUCCAAAUGGAAUCCAACAACCUGUUCUUGCGUUUGGCUCCCCUACACCACUCUGUGAAUCAAUGGCUUCAGUUUUGAACAUUGCCGACAAAACAAUGCAUAAUUGCUCACAAAAUGGGUUUCAUAAACCACAAGAUCCCGGGGUUCCAGUUAGUUAUGGAGCUGGAGAUAAUGGAGAUGAUCAUUCCAGAAGAUCAUCAGUCACUACUGCAAAUUCAGAGGAUGAAGUUAGCAAAAUUGUACCGGACCAGCUAAAGAACUGCCAUAACUUUCCACCUUACGUGGCUUGCUAUCCUGGUGCUCCUUGGCCAUAUCCAUGCAAUUCUGUCCCAUGGAGCUCUGCAGUCCCUCCUCCUGGUUAUUGCCCUCCUGGCUUUCCUAUGCCGUUUUACCCAGCAGCUUCAUAUUGGGGUUAUACUGUAGCAGGUUCUUGGAAUGUUCCUUGGAUAUCCCCAACAACUGGUUCCCUAAUUCAAACACCUCCAACUUCUGGUCCUAAUUCUCCAACUCUAGGGAAACACUCAAGGGAUGAAAACAUACUAAAACAGCUGAGCAACAAGGAAGAGUCUUCAAAAGAGAGUAAUCCUGAGAAGUGCCUCUGGGUUCCAAAAACUCUGCGAAUAGACGAUCCAAGAGAGGCUGCCAAGAGUUCUAUAUGGGCGACAUUGGGAAUAAAACAUGAUAGUGUUGAGUCAGUUGGUGGAAGUCCUUUCAAUGCUUUUCAGCCGAAGAAUGAUGACAAUAUUAGUGUUUCAGAAAACUCUACUGUAUUACAAGCAAACCCAGCAGCAUUGUCUCGGUCAGUAAAUUUCAAUGAGAGCUUAUAAGCAGUUGUGAAAUCAUUGAGAAUGUUAAAUACGAGACAGUGAUUGCAAGGCCAGCAGAAAUUCUUCAGCUCAGCAACUCUCAACUACCGUUACCUGUCAGUAUUUUGGUUAGAGCGAGUUCUUCACACAGUACUGUUGGGGAAAUUGUAGGAUAGACUCCUUCAAUCUCUGUCAGAUCGGAGUAGAUCAAUAAUAUCUAGAAGCUAAUUUCUCCUUUUUGUGUGAAAAAGAAAGGUGGCUUUUGGUUGAUAGUGUUUUCUUUUUUCAUUUCCAUUUUCCUAGUUGAUGUAUAUACUUGUAUUUUGAGAAAGUGAGGUAAACUAGGCUGUUUAUGUACCAAAUUCACAUGAAUAAGCUGAAGGUAAAAUUUGAAAGUUCCUUAUUUGCCUAA